CAGCAGCAGUCCCAAGCAGUGCAGGUGAGAGAGAAAAAAAGAGCCAGAAGAGGAGGAGGAGGAGGAGGAGGCGCCUAUAGUAGAGAUUGAAAGAGAGAGAGAGAAUGCGGGACUCCUGGAAAAAGACGCAGCUUCUCUUGGUCCAUCACCGAGUCGUGCAUCCCGAACCGAGAUAGGAUGCAGAGGAUUACACUUCACUGAUGCUGAGGUCGGAAUCUCCGCUGUAGAUGAACACGAGAGACUUUUCUGAGUCCCUUUCAACAUUUUUUUUUCAAUUCAGAAACAACAAAAACAUGGUCAGAAAGUCGCUCUGAAAAACGCUCUUGUCUCCUCAUAACUUGCUCGGAGGAAUCUGACGCUUUGGCACGCUGCUCCACUGCGGGAGGGGAAAAAAGAGGCAAACGCUUCUGGAUCACAAGGUAAGAAAAGAUCCAGAGGAACCAAAUCCGAAGACCUUAAAAAAGACAAAUUAAUAAAUAAGGAUAGCCAGAAGUGAUUUCAUUUCUCCUCUGUGGAUGCGAGUCAUUUUCCUCUCCGUCCGGAGAUCGGAGCGCUGAGUGGCUUCUGACACUCUCUCUUCUGAGCAGUGUUGCUGCAUUGCAGUUUCUAACUGUGGAAAACGCGAGAAAAGCCGCUAUCCCAAAUGUGAGUGGAAUAAAAAGAAGUUAUAAAUGGCUUUGUGAAGUGACCCGAGCCCCUGUGUGACAGCGGGGUAGUUCAGGACAGAGCGGAGUGAAGCGGAUUCAUCCAAGACUGUAAAUGAGUUUCUGUCUUUCUGUCGCUGCAGGAUGGGUGUUUUUAUAACAUUAUGGCAUGGACUGUCUGUGAAGACAACGGGAUUAUUGUUAUAAAACUUAUUUAAAAAAAAAAAAAAAGCUCACAAAGCACAGGAGGAGGAUAAAGGAAAGGAGGCUGCAGCCAACCACUGAAGUGAAGUGCAGAGAGCAGGAGCCGAUUCCCGGAGCUCGUUCCGCAGAGAGCGAUAUUGAAAGAAGGCACGACAGGAUAAAUCAAACACCCACACUGUGAGGUAACUCACACCAGACCACAAAACGCCAAUAAAGCAGACACAAGCCGCAGCUCAGAGACAGAUAGAGACAGACAGGAAGGAAGAGGGAGCCAUGCAGAGGCUUGGUGCAGUGCAGACUCUCAGCCUCGUGGUCUUAGUGCUGCAGCUGCUGACUCAGCCACCGGGUGCCAACUCAGCUCUCCGGUACCGAGUGGCAGAAGAAGGCCCACCUGACGUCAAGAUUGGCAACGUGGCCACCGACCUGGGUCUCACGGCAGGUACUGGCAGUGGUGAUGUCACCUUCGCCCUGGAGAGCGGAUCAGAGUUUUUCAAGAUUGACAAUGUGACAGGUGAGCUGACAACUGGCCCGCGACGCAUUGACAGGGAGAAGCUGCCACAGUGCCAGAUGAUAUUUGAUGAGAACGAGUGCUUCCUGGACUUUGAGGUUUCAGUGAUAGGGCCGCUGCAGAGCUGGGUGGACCUGUUCGAAGGCCGAGUGGUGAUAACGGACAUCAAUGACAACACACCUUCAUUUCCCUCACCUGUGCUCCAGCUCUCUGUCGAAGAAAACCGCCCAAUAGGAACGCUCUACCUGCUGCCCACAGCCACAGACAGGGAUUUCGGGCGAAACGGUAUCGACAGGUAUGAGUUGAUCCAGGAUGGGGCGCCUGUGUCAAGUUCUAGCAGGCGCACGACUGGAGGAAACCCCAGUGCUCGAGUGGAUGGACUUGUGGACCGGAGAGGCAGGAGUGGAGAUAGUGGAGCAGGGGUCAGGAGCAGUGUUUUUGAACUGCAGGUGGCAGACAUACCAGACGGUGAGAAACAGCCACAGCUCAUCGUGAAAGGCACUCUGGACCGUGAGCAGAAAGACUCUUUUGAGCUCAUCCUCAGGGUCCGAGAUGGAGGAAACCCACCUCGUUCCUCCCAAGCCCUCCUUCGUAUUUCCAUCACUGAUGUGAAUGACAACAGCCCACAGUUUGAGAGAUCCACUUACGAAGCGGAGAUGGCAGAGAACGCUCCACCUGGAACACCUGUGCUCCAGGUCCGAGCCUCUGACCGAGACAUUGGAGUUAAUGGGCAGGUGGAGUACGUCUUCGGAGCUGCCACCGAAUCUGUCCGCCGUCUCCUGCGGCUGGACGAGGCCACUGGAUGGCUGAGCGUUCUCCACAGAAUUGACAGAGAAGAGGUGGCCCAACUCAGGUUCACAGUCACAGCCAGGGACAGGGGUCAGCCUCCCCGCAGUGACCGGACCACAGUGGUUCUGUCUGUCCGAGACGAGAAUGACAACGUGCCAGUGGUGGAGAUCAGAAAGAUCGGUCGCAUCCCCGUUCGAGACGGGGCCUCCUUGGUGCCUGAAAACGUUCUGGUGGACACACCAGUGGCUUUGGUUCAAGUGUCAGACCGAGACCAGGGAGAGAAUGGAGCGGUGACAUGCACGGUGGUUGGAGAUGUUCCAUUCACUCUGAAGCCAGCUGGUGAAACAGUGCUCCCACCAUUGCCUGCAGAUGAAGCAUUCGACAGGAACAAGAAAAAAUUCUUCCUUCAUACUUCUGCACUGCUGGACUAUGAAUCCACCAAAGAGUACAGCGUGACCAUCGUGGCCGUGGAUUCUGGAAGCCCCAGUCUGUCCAGUAAUAGUUCUUUGAUGGUGCGAGUGGUCGAUAUAAAUGACCAUGCCCCUGCCUUUGCCCAAAAUGUUGUCGAGGUCCACUUUGCAGAGAACAACUCACCCGGGGAGAGGGUAGUUACUGUCGUAGCUUCAGACGCAGACAGUGGCAAGAAUGCAGAGAUCGCCUACUCUCUGGACGGCCCUGCUAACGGCCCAUUUUACAUAGAUGCAGAUAACGGGGACAUCCGUGCCACAGGGGUGCUGGAUCGCGAGCAAAGGGAGAGGUACGAACUUCGAGUCAUAGCCAAGGACAAGGGCACCCCCCCUCUACAAGGCUCUGCCACUGUUGUUAUCCAGGUGACGGACCGAAACGACAACGCACCCAAGUUUGUUCAGGAAAUCUUCACGUUCUAUGUCAAAGAGAACCUGCUUGCCAACAGCCCAGUUGGCAUGGUUACAGUGACUGACGAUGACCAAGGCGAGAAUGCGGAACUUAGUCUGUUCGUAGAAAUGGAUGGAGUGGAUGAGAAGAAAGGAGGGGAGAAGACGGAGAGUGACAAGGAGGGAGGUGCCGAUGUGUUUUCCAUUGAGAACAACACAGGAACUAUCUUCUCUUCAGUGUCAUUUGACCGUGAAAAACUGUCCACAUACACCUUCCGUGUUAGGGCCGUCGACGGAGGGGAGCCACGCAAAACCGCCACUGCUACUGUCUCACUCUUUGUGACGGAUGAAAAUGACAACACCCCCUCCAUCACCUAUCCAACCAACAACUCCUACACCCUUCUCCCUCCCGCCAGCAGCGCUCGCACUGUGGUCAGGACCGUGACGGCCGUUGACUCAGACACAGGCCCAAAUGCCGACCUCUACUAUGAUCUGGUUGGGGGAAACCCCUUCAGACUGUUUGAGAUUGGCCACACCAAUGGAGUAAUCACCCUAGUCGAACCCCUGGAGCGUCGCCACAGAGGUUUGCAUCGCCUGGUGGUCCGGGUCAACGAUAGUGGAGUUCCCUCUCUGUGUGCCACUGCUUUGGUUCACGUCUUCAUUAAUGAGAGUGUGGCCAAUGCCUCGCUAGUGGAAGCUCAGGUCACCCGUAGCAUGAUGGCUUCGCUGUUAAUGGAUAUUGCAGGGAACCCGGACAGUGAGCGGGCACUUGGGAAGCAACGCCUCAGCGUCGCGAUCGGUGUCCUGGCUGGUGCCGCAGCAGUCAUCUUAGUAAUUCUCCUUGUAGUCACAGCUCGGCAGUGCGGUGCACAAGGCAAGAAUGGCUAUGAAGCCGGCAAAAAGGAGCCUGAAGAAGAUUUCUUCAGUCCUCCGGGAGCUCACCCACACGCUGGGCGCGGCGGGGGGUCGGACCGCGGACGCAAACCUCGACGAGACAAACGCAACGGAAGCAGCGGCAGCACUGCUGCAGGAAGUGGAAAGUCAGACAGGUCACUUUACAGUGGCAUUGUCACAGUCAAUGGACUGCGCCGCCAUGCUAAUGACGACGAGGAGGAGGAGAUAAGUAGUGCUAGCGAUCGCCUUGCAGCCCGCUACUGUGCUGUAGAUGGGGACCCAGGUAGCCCAAGGAUGGGAGGUGGCAGAAGACACCAAUCAAGCCCCGAUCUAGCAAGGCACUACAAAUCCAGCUCUCCUCUCCCUGCUGUGAACCUGCAACCCCACUCCCCACCAGCUGAAGGCAAGAAGCACCAAGCAGUUCAGGAGCUGCCUCCAUCUAACACCUUUGUUGGCAGUGGAGGCUGUGUGGGAAGUGCUGGAUCCAGUAGCAGCAGUAGUGGAGGAAGUGGCAACGCGGAUGCCAUGUCCUUGGGAUCCGACCAGUGCUCAGAGUACGGCUGCCAGACUGGGAACAAGUACAAUAAACAGGGGACCCUCCGACGGGUGACCUUCUCCAUCGUCAGCCAGCCUCAGGAUGGCGGUUGCUAUGACAGUGGCCUGGAGGAUUCAGAGACGCCGAGCAGCAAGAGUUCAACGGGGCCACGGCUGGGAGCCCUGCCACUGCCCGAAGAGGGCUACGAGCGGACGACGCCAGAGGGGAGUGUAGGGGAGGAGGAGCACGUUGAGAACGAUGCCAGACAGCUGCCAGACGUAGCUCUGACAGGGAAGUGUACCAGAGAGUGUGAUGAAUUUGGCCACUCCGACACUUGUUGGAUGCCCAUCCGCCCCUCACCUCGCCACCGUCAGCGCCAUGGCAGCGACCCCCCUCGGCUGUCCACCUUUACCUCAGGAGACGAUAACAACAACCUUCGUGGUAACGACCAUGAGAGUGACAGCGAGAGCGCCGGAAGUGCAGGGAGCUCAGAGCCCGGUGUGGUUAGUGGCGAAGGUCAAAGAAUUCCCUUGGUCAACGGGGACCCACUCGGCACUCUGGGUAGGGGAGACCGUAACAGAAACAUAGGUGAUCACAACCGUAACCUUCUGAACCGCAAGAUGACUUCAGCUUCCUAUGACACUUUUAGCAGCGCAGGCUUUGGGCGACGCCAGCAAGACGAAGAGGGAGGAGAGGGCCAGAAUCCACCUGAGGUCAUACCACUAACUCGGACAGGAGGAGACUACAAGACCACUUCCUGUCUCACACUGUCACGCCGCGAGGUGUACCUGUGACAGCCCUGCAAUGGAGCACAACGUCCACUUCUGCGAGAGAGGAAGUGUUAGAACUGCACUGGCAAAUCAUCGAUUGGAAGGCCUUAUAGUACAUGUGAAUAUGUAGUAAUGUCUAGAAGAUAUUUUCUAAAGUCUGUGCAUCAAAUUUGAACUUUUUGAAUCUCACUAAUAUUUAUGGGCACUUAAAUUGGAGGGAGUGAUGCUCAAUUCUUCAGCUCUGAUUACAAACACUUAAAAAAGAAAAAACAAAGUUAGUUUUUCGCACUUUCUUUCUUUUCUUCAUCUACAAGAAAGGGUUGCCUGCAGGCAACAAUCCUAUGAGCCCUUGUGGAGGAGGACAGCUCCAUCUCCUCUUUUGACCUGAAUCUAAUGCAUGCCUGACCCUCGGCCGCUGAGGGAUCUGUGUGAAGGAGAGGGAGAUUAAAACUGAGAACAUCCUGGUGCUGUCAAUGCCUCGGCGCAUACACAAACCUUCUCUGAGGCAAAAGGCAAAACAGUAUUGAACUCAACUGAUAAAAGACAUUCUGAAGAUCCACUGAGUUGUUAAGCAGUGAAAAAUACAUAGACGGAGCUAAUGGGUCUCUAACUUAGUUUUAAGGUUACUAUUUAUAUAAAUCAAACCCCCUGAUAGCUCAAUUUAUUGUAUCCCCCAAUGAAAAUGAAUGACAACGUUAGCCAUUUGAUCUACUUAACCUUAGCAAGCAAACGUCUGCUCACUGUACAGUUACACAACAGAGAAAAAGUGCUGAUCUCAUAAAUCAGGUAUUUGUAUUUAAAAAAAAAAAAGUUCAGAUAGUAAAAAAUUUGACUUUUUAUACAGUCAAAUGUAAUUAAUCCAGGACUCACUCACCGUCAGUGGUGCCACAGUUCCUCUGGCUCAUGUGAGAAUCUGUUUUACCAUCACGCCCGGUGUGUACUGUAUAUAUUGUAUGUGUGUAUUGGAUAACCAGGCAGUAUUUUCUCUCUGCUGCUGCCGUGCACUUCACAGUAGACUGAGGUGCUGGGUUCAUGACGCACCUCCAGUGUCCUCACACUGUUCAUGUAUCAAUCUGUUCUUUCAGACACCUACACACACACACACACACACGCACACACAUUUACAAACGCAAGCAUGCACGCACUUACACCCGCGUGCGCGCACAAACACAUUAGCAUAAAUACAAACAGUGCAUCUGCCGAAUGUGAACAUGCAUCAGGCCACAGAUCUUACAGCAAGACCCAGUGGCAGUGUAACAUAAAGUGUAUUUUAACUUGUAUUAGGGUUUUAUACAGAAAAUACUACGUGUGCCGCCACACAGUAUGCGCAAACACACGCUCACACAUGCAGCGUAUUAAAACACAACUCGUAUUAGGAUGUGUGCAACACACUCUCUGUGUGUGUGCAUGACUCAUUCAUGUUUAGUUUUGUUUUUUUCCAUUCGCCUCUCAUUGAACUACUGUAGUUGUAGCAUUUGCCUGCUUCUCUCCAGACACCAUUUACACGUGAAAUGUAUUUAAAUAAUUAACCGUCUCUCCGACUGAUGUCAAGGUCUCCAUCGAAGGAGGGGUGGGGGUUCAGUCAGACCUUCUGUAUGUAAAGAGAAACAUUGUUGGAAUAUGAGAUAUUCUGCAUACUGUAGGUAGGACGCAUAGACAAACCAAACUACUGUAGUUUCCGUAAGAAAAAAACACUGACGAAAAGAUUGCAUGAAAGAAAGGAAAGCUUAACUAUUUUCCCUCUUUUAUAACUUCACCUUUUUUAAAAACCCUACGCCUUUUUUGAUACAUCAGUAUUACAUGUACAGUAUGUGCUCACGGGAGGAAAAAGUUGGAAUCAUUUCCACAGAGAGGGAGUGUCAGCGGAUUAAACUCUUGCUUCUUUAUUAGAGGACGAGUUUGGGCCGAUCUCUUCGUUUUCACACCCAGGAGUUGGCUCAGAGGCCGCUUCAGGCUGCAGGCCGGGGAAAACAACACAAAGUAGUCAAAGUGCUCUGCACUGCGACCUUUCUCACCACACAGCGCUGACCCUAACCAACCCGUACGGUUGUGCCGAACGUGCACAUAACAAACUGUUAUAUUUGUCCUCACAGCAGCUACCACAGGAAGCCACUGCUGCACUGAGGUAAAGGCUGGAUGUGUAUCAGGGCCACGACAUCUUAAUUCUCAUCAUCAGUGUGUGGUUCUUAGGGAUAAUGAGGUUAGGCCCCCGCCUCUUGAUCCGCACAGAUCUCAUUAAUGUUUGCACUGACAAAUGUUACACAGCUGGAAAAUAAUAGUAAGUGCGGCUCUUCAUUUUGUCUGGGCGUGCUGGAACCCACGAGGACACUGGGGUUGGUUAAGGAUCUAAGGGAGAUGAAGUUGUAGAUUUCUGUAGAAGCUCUGAGUCAGAAAAUCACUCAGGUAAGAUGCACAACAUUGUUGAACCAUGUAAGAACUCGUGGCUUCGGCCGCACACUGUUGAUGCUCAGCUGCCCCUCCCUCCUGUGUGGAAACAGUAGUCGGAACCGUCAAUGAUUUUUUUUUCAGUAGCCUGACUGAAGGUUGAACUGAACACUUGUGAUUUCACUUCCUGUACCUGUACAUACCAUCGACUUCACACUGUCGGGGUCUCUGAUGAACUUUGAGCCUCUGUUAGGUCUGACUCAACAUGGCUGUUUUCUGAACUCUGUUAACGAUGAACUGCCGACAGUACAAUGGUGAAAACAAUCACAGCUUCCUGUCGGAUGCAUUCACUCAGACUGGUGCGUUUUCUCCGAUCAACCUCCCUGACACCUUUUUGAUGAACUUACGUCCAUUUGUGAGAUGUGGGCAGAGACUAAGCCUUCUUCAAGCUGCUGUUUUAUGUCAGUUCCAUUAUGGCGUCUCUUAAACACAACAGUCUGGAUUUAGGAGAACUUACUGUAAAUGAAUCUGUGUGGGUGUGUAUCUUUUUUUUAUACUGCACGUUUAAACAUGAAUAUGUUUUAAUAUAUCGGGGGAAACAGAGGGCAGUCAGACAGAGUGGAGUGUUUGAGAGACAUUUGUAAAACAAGACGCUUCAGCAGACAUCCGGUACCUGUCUUUCCCCUUGUGCUGUUAUCCUUAUAGCCGUGUACAGAGAAAAACUACACUGUAGAACAUACAACUGGAAUCCAUAACAGACAAUGGCAUGCUUAAAAUCUUUGAAUCUGCACUUAAAAAAUACUUCUUUUUUUUAAUGAUUAUUUUGUCCUCCUUUGUCCUCUUGUGGGGCUAGCUUGUUUUCGCUGGUCCCUCGCUUUAAUUAAAUAAUGAACUAAUUGCAUUUGCUAUGACAAGGAACAAGAGGAGCUGUCGGCGAAUGGUUUGGUAUGAAGAUGAAUCAUGUAAAAGUUUGACAUUAAAAACUUCAAACAUU
Molecule: messenger RNA, 8577 nt
Organism: Cynoglossus semilaevis (tongue sole)
Lineage: Eukaryota; Metazoa; Chordata; Actinopteri; Pleuronectiformes; Cynoglossidae
Gene: pcdh7a
Product: protocadherin 7a
Exons: 5
Coding region: 1122-5222 (1366 amino acids)
Biological process (GO): homophilic cell-cell adhesion
Cellular component (GO): plasma membrane
Molecular function (GO): calcium ion binding
Source: RefSeq, a predicted model, not a curated record